GGUUGUCUAGUUCUUUUCUGUCAUCAUUGUUACAUGUGUUAUUUGUAUAAUAAAGAAGGUGAAUCAUGCUGGAUUCCAGUGUGUGGUGCAGGCAUUUUACCGCUGCGUAUCAAACAUCGCAUUAUGCACAAAAUAAUGGGUACUUUAAUGAAUGAUGUUUGUACUACAUGCUGUUGUGGACCAUUAGUUGUUUGCCAGUUAAAACGUGAUAUAGAUUAUGCAAAGUCAACAAGAAUGGAAAUUUAAAUACAUCAUGAAAAAAAACAAAACACGUGAUGACCAAUAAAUAUGUCUGGUUUUCAUGUAUACACAUGGAUAGAAAAAU
Molecule: messenger RNA, 325 nt
Organism: Schistosoma turkestanicum
Lineage: Eukaryota; Metazoa; Platyhelminthes; Trematoda; Strigeidida; Schistosomatidae
Source: the annotation of a GenBank genome assembly